Sorghum bicolor (sorghum) is the source of this 1403-nucleotide messenger RNA. RefSeq lists its product as uncharacterized. NCBI's taxonomy places the organism in Eukaryota, Viridiplantae, Streptophyta, Magnoliopsida, Poales, Poaceae. The transcript has 2 exons. The record is from RefSeq and is a predicted model, not a curated record. Bases 138 to 491 code for a protein of 117 amino acids.
GGCAAACGCAUCACGCCUCUUUUGUCUCUUCCGUGUAGAUCUCGCUUCGUGUACCAGAAACCCCGGCCCUACCCGCACCCACACCCCCGGCUCGCCGGAGAAUAACGCUGCUGCCGUAAUCACGUAAAUUCGUGGGCAUGGAGGGCGUGGGCGCGCGGCUAGGUCGCACUUCGGCACGCUACGGGCCGGCGACGACGUUCACGGGACCUGUUAGGAAGUGGCACAAGGAGUGGGUACCAGUGGUCGCCGCCGCCGUCAAUACCAACGCCAGCGCCAACGGUGGCGCGGCGCCCUCCACGGGGACGGGAUCUGGCGGAGGAUCCCGUGGGAAUAAUCUUCUCCUGUUUAAGUGGACCCCGGUGAACGGGGCUAACGGGGGAGGAGGGGAAGGGGAGCAGCAGCAGGCGGCGGAGACGGCCACGAGACGCAGGCGUUAUGUGCCGGUGCUAUUUGAUCAACUUUGUACAGUAGUCGGCCAUGUUCUAAGUUAAGGCAGUUCCCACUCAAAAACUUUUUCGCCCCAUGACAUCGAAUGUUUGGACAUAUGUAUGUAGCAUUAAAUAUAGAUUAAAAAAUAACUAAUUGCAUAGUUUGCAUGUAUUUUGCUAGAUAAAUCUUUUAAGCCUAAUUAGUCUAUGAUUGGACACUAAUUGCUAUAGUUACAAAUGUGCUAUAGUACCCAAAAACUUUUCUUUUUGCGAACUAAACAAGGCCUAAGCUAACAGUUUUUCUUUUUCUUUUUCUUAAGCACAUUGUAGAGCUGCCUCUCUUUGUAUUAGAGUAAGCAAAAUAAAUGGCUAUAUGCUUGUUGUGCCCCAAAGGGUUAGAUAACCCAAAUAAAAAAGACAAACAAAGGAUCAAGAACCAAGGUUGCAAUGAGAGUUUUGCUUGGCGUUUAUGGCAUUAGCGUGAUAUAUCAGCUGAUAAAACUCAAAAAGAAGCCAGAAUCACUAAUCAAUAUGGGUAUUUUGAUUUUGGUUUCCUAGAAUGUGACAUUGAGCUGGACAUGUUCAGCAAUAGGAAAACUACUUUGAUUAAGGACUGAAAGACUCAGUAUUUCAAUAAGAAUUGGAAUUCUGGCAAGAAUAGAUACAAUAAGAAAUCAGAUCCUGGAGGAUGGACAUGUCCUUGAAAAAAAAGAAGAUAUACCAGAAUAUAAAUGCAAGCCUAAAGUAUUAAUUUCCUAUGGAAGAUUGACCUUCUAGUGUGGAAGGGGAAUAAGAUCAUGGAGGACGAUCAAAGAAGCAUGCCAUACUCAGCCAGGCACCAUCUCAGUUUUCAUAGUAGACAUCAUAUGACGGCUAGUGUUCUUGGCUGCACUUUAUAUAUAUAUGGUCACUGGGUUGGGUUAUGCUUGAUCAACAUGGCUAUUAAAUAGUAGAAAUCGAUAUGCAUAUAUAUAA